CGCGGUAAAGUGUUGCAAAUUACAAAAAUAAAUUUACUUCUUGUGAAAUGCAAGUGUUUUAAAAAUUCAAGUGAAGAAACUUUUUUAAAAUGAGUGCAAUGGACGAAAAAGAAAUUGUGGCAAUUAAUGCAGAAAGUGGGAGUAAAAGAAAGUCCCCCGAAGAAACCUCCGGCAGAGGCGAUGAAAAUUCUGAGGCUGAAAACAGCCCAAACAAGCGCAUAAAAUCGGGCGAUCCUGUGGUCCUUACUAUAAGCGAAUCAAAUCCUAAUAGUCUUGUAAAAAUUAAAACAGAGCCAGCUGAUGAGGUUGCAGGGGAUGAGGCUGAUCCGUCUGCCGAAACAUCCAGCAGUGAUACAGCGGUUCAGGUAAAAGCAGAACCAACAGAUAAUGGAAACUCACCUGCAGCGGCGAUGGUAAAAACCGAACCCACCAAUUCCGACUCCAAUGGACAAGCAACAACCGAUUCCUCUGUAUCCUCGAGCAGCACUAGAACUUCUUGUCGGUUUGGAAUCCGUUGCUACAGACGAAAUCCUGCUCAUCGGAGUGCUGAAGCUCAUCCGGGAGACCUGGACUAUCGCCGCCCCGACUUCCCGGAGCCACCGCUCGGAACUCCCGCUUGUCCCUACGGUAACGCCUGCUAUCGACGCAAUCCAGUUCAUUUUCAGGAGCACGCCCAUCCGUCGGAUUUCAAUUCCGCCCAUAAUAUCCGCAAUCGUCUGCGGCAACGACGAGCCCAACGGCAGAAUGACGACGACUCUGGGACAGAUGAGGACGAGGAUCCCUUCGGAGGCGAUAAUGACAACGAUGCGGACUAUCGCCCAGGCGCGGAUAUAGACGAAGAUGAGGAUGAUGAACUGGAGUUUGAAAGCCAGCGCAUAAAUAGCGAUGAUUACGAUUAGACUACACAUUCACGUUCAUUGUUAACCUGGACCGAACGUUCCAUUUACCAAAUAAUUGGUUUAAUAUAUAUAUUCGUUUGUUGUGAACUUA
Messenger RNA from Drosophila rhopaloa, 990 nucleotides. Its product is annotated as aprataxin and PNK-like factor. Lineage: Eukaryota; Metazoa; Arthropoda; Insecta; Diptera; Drosophilidae. The record is from RefSeq and is a predicted model, not a curated record. Gene Ontology annotation, cellular component: site of double-strand break; nucleus. Gene Ontology annotation, molecular function: DNA-(apurinic or apyrimidinic site) endonuclease activity; 3'-5' exonuclease activity. The coding region runs from base 90 to 899 and encodes 269 amino acids. The transcript is spliced from 3 exons. Gene Ontology annotation, biological process: double-strand break repair.